Messenger RNA from Protopolystoma xenopodis, 426 nucleotides. Lineage: Eukaryota; Metazoa; Platyhelminthes; Monogenea; Polystomatidea; Polystomatidae. The record is from the annotation of a GenBank genome assembly.
CUCCAUCUGCUCGACGACCUGCGCCAGACGGACGAAGAAGGCUCGAAGGGCGCUCGUCCUCUCCGUAGCCGCGGGGUCGACCCAGGGCUGGCCCAUCGAUGCGUAGACGAGCUCGUCUCGCUCCAGCGAGGCCAGCGAAAAGUGUUCUAUGCCGCGGGAGUCGAAGAGCCGUCGAACAGCCGAGGUGGCCUGCAGGAUGUUGGUACAGUUGUCGAGGAACUGAAAGAGGUAGACAAACAAACAGAGCUAGUCGCAUCUUGUCGGCCGGCUGGUCUCAGACGGACAGGGCGCAUCCAACCCGAGAAGGGCGGUACCAAUCCCGGACACGUAUCCUUUGCGUCCGGAGGCCAAACACAUGUUGUGACAUGUCGUGGGGUCUGUGUGAAGAAGGCUCACGUCUACCAGAUGGGACUGAAUUUCGACUAA